AUGAGGACCCCCUCGUCUGUGGGAGAUACACCUGGCGCGGACAACACGCAGCAAGUUGGCAGCGCGGAUUCCAUCAUCGACGGUGCACUUGUCUUGUUGGACCCGGAUUUUGCGAAUCUAGACGUUGAACAAGCUGGCUGGGAUACUCCCAAUCUUGGAUUCGUUGCGGACGUUGGGCUCGGCGAGUUUCUGAACGCCCAGGAGACCAACAACCCCCAUUUCUCGCCAGAAUCAUCCUGUUUUGUGAAUCAUUCGACCCCUCCGGCUGGUCAAUCAUCCCGAAAACAGCCGGAGCUCUCUCCUCAUUUAGCGAUACCGGCAUCCCUAAGUAACUCUGUCCGGUCACUCAUCCAACGGCCUAAACGAACUGCUGCAUCGCAAAGAAUUACCAAUCUCACCCUCCACACCCUCAAAUCCUAUCCCCUGAUAAUGCUGCGCGACAAGGCCCUGCCGCCUUUUAUCCACCCGAGUCUGCUGUCUUCCAACCUCGAAAGUGACAUGGAGCCGCUGAGCAACUGCAUCAGUCUGAUGCACAUGAUUGGCGGCCAAGUAAAGGGGACUCGAAAGCUGUUUUGGAAAAAUGUGGCGAUGGAAUGUUGCCGAUUUUCAGAAGAUUAUUCGAGAUUUAACAAGUGGGAACUACUUGCGGCCAUGCAUGCCCUGUCCAUUUAUAUUCUCUUGCGAUUGGACGAAGGCGAGACGGAACAUAAUAACUUCGAUUCUUUGAUAGUCAGAGCGGUGAUAGUGAUAGCCCAAAAACUCUGCACAGGCGACAUUACAUGCCACACGCAGUGUGCUUUGUGCAACAAUGGCCUUGAAAUGAGCUGGAAAGAGUGGAUUUUCAGGGAAUCAAGGCGAAGAAAUCAAAGACUUGCUGUUGUCUAUCGGGUGGUGAAUAUGCUUAUCUACUUUGAGCCAGCGGCCAUGUGUGAUAUGCCCCACGAGUUCAUCUUAGCGCCAUUACCGGCCAAGAAACAACUUUGGGAAGCAAGCGACGAGUUUACAUGGAAGGCCGAGAGCCAGAGGGAACCGGGGGUCCAAGUCUCUUUUGGACUUGCAUCGGACGGCGAGGUUGUGCAACUGGGCGACGAUCGGCUGUCUUGCAGUGACGCGUGGUUAUCCCAUCGACCCUCUGACGGUAGGCCCACGUCGAGGAGCAAUGCGCGGUGGGAAGAGUGGUGCUCUGGAAUAGACGGCUUCGGCAGCCUCGUCAUGCUUGCCGCGUCUCUGAUAGUGUGA
Messenger RNA from Clonostachys byssicola, 1239 nucleotides. The record is from the annotation of a GenBank genome assembly. NCBI's taxonomy places the organism in Eukaryota, Fungi, Ascomycota, Sordariomycetes, Hypocreales, Bionectriaceae.